AUGUGCGACUCAUCAGAAAUCAUUUCUAUUGAUUUGGAUGAAGAUUCAUUUGAUUCAUCGCCACCAGCACCGAAAUUAAUCAAAAAGACAAUUCAUAAGAGAGCAGUAAAAUCUGAUGGAAAAAAGAAAGCUGAAAAACCAUCAGUAGGACCAGCUUCAGAAGAUCCAAUGGAUAUUUUCGUGGAUUUAGAGAAAGAAGGGAAAGAAAAUAGAGGAAAGCGAUUAAGCAUUGAAAAAAUAUACCAAAAAAAAUCACAACUUGAACAUAUCCUGCUACGACCGGAUACAUAUAUUGGUUCCGUGGAAUAUACCGAUCGAACUCCAAUGUGGGUAUACGAUUUGAAAACCGAUCGAAUAGUUCAACGUGAGAUCUCAUAUGUGCCAGGUUUGUACAAGAUAUUCGAUGAAAUAUUGGUGAAUGCUGCUGAUAACAAGCAACGAGAUCCGAAAAUGAAUCUUAUUAAAGUCAAUAUUAACAAGGAGGAAAAUGAAAUUAGCAUAUUUAACAAUGGCCGAGGUAUUCCAGUUGUGCUGCAUAAAAUUGAAAAAUUAUACGUUCCCGAACUUAUAUUUGGUACCCUACUUACUUCUUCAAAUUAUGACGACAGUGAGCGGAAAGUUACAGGUGGCCGGAAUGGUUAUGGUGCAAAACUUUGUAAUAUAUUUAGCAAAAAAUUCACCCUGGAAACUUCUUUUAAUGAGUAUGGAAAAGCUUUUAAACAGAAUCAUAUUUUUCUUAAAUUUUGGACAUGGAUCAAUAAUAUGUCAAAAGAUGAAGAACCAAAGAUAACGAGCAGUAGCAGAGAUGACUUUACGCGAGUAACUUUCAAGCCAGAUUUGGCGAAGUUUAAAAUGACGGAAUUGGAUGAUGAUAUUGUGGCACUAAUGUGUCGCAGGGCUUAUGAUAUUGCUGGUUCAACCAGUGGUGUAAAAGUCUUCCUUAACAACAAACAGAUUCCUGUGCAAGGCUUCAAGCAAUACGUUGAGCAAUACGUAAAGCACAAUGUUGACAGUAAUGGUGAUGCGUACAAGGUAGUCUAUGAGUCAGUUAGCCCGCGCUGGGAAGUGGCACUUACAAUUUCGGAUAAAGGCUUUCAGCAAAUCUCAUUUACAAACAGUAUCGCCACCACAAAGGGAGGUCGACAUGUUGAUUACGUUGUGGAUCAGAUUGUGAGCAAGUUAAUUGAUGUGAUUAAAAAGAAAAUUGGUAAAAGUGGCGGCAUUAAUGUAAAGCCAUUUCAGAUCAAGAAUCAUAUGUGGAUAUUUGUUAAUGCACUUAUCGAAAAUCCAACAUUUGAUUCUCAAACAAAAGAAACGAUGACGCUGCAAUCGAAAAGUUUUGGCUCAACAUGUGAGCUUUCGGAAAAAUUUAUUCAAGCAGCAUUGAAAUGCGGAAUAGUAGAAGCAAUUAUGGCAUGGGUACGAUUUAAACAGCAGGAAACAUUAGAUAAGAAGUGCUCGUCUAAAAAGACCAGCAAAUUAAAGGGUGUGCCAAAAUUGGAAGAUGCUAACGAUGCUGGUACGAAAAAUUCGGCGAAUUGUACGCUUAUUCUUACAGAAGGCGAUUCAGCGAAAUCGUUGGCUGUUUCAGGUCUUGGGGUUGUUGGGCGUGAUAAGUAUGGUGUUUUUCCCCUUCGGGGUAAAAUGCUUAACGUUCGGGAAGGCAAUCAUAAACAGAUAAUGGAAAAUGUCGAGGUGAAUGCCCUCCUUAAAAUUAUUGGUUUACAGUAUCGUUUAAAAUACGAUAAAGAUGAGGAUAUAAAAACUCUACGAUAUGGUAAAAUUAUGAUUAUGGCCGACCAGGACCAAGAUGGAUCACAUAUCAAAGGAUUGGUCAUCAAUUUUAUACAUUAUAACUGGCCAGCAUUAGUUAGACGAGGUUUUAUUCGGGAAUUCAUCACUCCAAUUGUCAAGGCAACAAAAGGCAAGGAAGAAAUUUCAUUUUUUUCAUUACCAGAAUACAGAGAAUGGCUUAAGAAUACAGAGAAUUGGAAAACAUAUCGUAUUAAAUACUACAAAGGUUUGGGUACUUCGACAUCGAAAGAAGCGAGGGAAUAUUUCAUGGACAUGCAAAAGCAUAGAAUAAAAUUCAAAUAUAAUGGCGAAGAGGAUGAUCAGGCACUGGAUAUGGCUUUUAGCAAGAAAAAGAUUGAAGAACGAAAAAUAUGGCUUACGAAUUGGAUGGCUGAACGAAGAAGUCGUCGACAAGAUGGUUUAACGGAAGAAUAUUUAUAUGAUAAAAACACCCAUGUUAUUUCCUUCAACGACUUCGUCAAUAAGGAACUUGUUCUGUUUUCGAAUUGUGACAAUGAAAGGUCGAUUCCAAGUUUGGUAGAUGGUUUGAAACCUGGACAACGAAAGGUUUUGUUCACAUGUUUUAAACGAGCUGAUAAAAAAGAAGUAAAAGUUGCUCAGUUAGCUGGUGCUGUGGGUGAAAUGUCUGCUUAUCAUCAUGGCGAGGCAUCGCUAAUGUCAACAAUUGUGAAUUUAGCGCAAGAUUUUGUUGGCUCAAACAACAUCAACCUUUUGCUGCCAAUCGGGCAGUUUGGUACGCGUUUGCAGGGUGGAAAAGAUAGUGCCAGUCCACGUUAUAUUUUCACUCAGCUCAAUCCUGUAACAAAAGCAUUAUUCCCAUCCAUUGAUGAAAAUGUUCUUCAUUUCUUGUUUGAAGAAAAUCAGAAGAUCGAACCCGAAUGGUACUGCCCAGUUAUUCCUACUGUAUUAGUAAAUGGUGCAGAAGGUAUCGGCACAGCUUGGUCUACAAAAGUACCAUGCUAUAAUCCUCGCGAAAUAGUGGAUAAUAUACGCGCCUUAAUCAAUGGCAAGGAGCCGAAACCUUUGACACCAUGGUAUAAACAUUUUCGUGGUACUAUCGAACAACUUGACAAUCAACGGUUUGUUUGUAAUGGGGAAGUAGCAGUUAUUAACAAUGAAACUAUUGAAAUAACUGAAUUACCAAUUCGUACUUGGACACAAAGUUACAAGGAAACAGUACUGGUACCCAUGAUGGAUGGAAGUGAUAAGCAACCGGCAGUCAUAACGGAUUUCAAAGAAUAUCAUACUGAUACAACUGUUAAAUUUGUUAUUAAAAUGAAUAGUGAUAAACUUCGAGCAUCUAAAGAAGAAGGUCUUCACAAAGUUUUUAAAUUGCAAUCUGUCAUCAACACUACUUCAAUGGUGCUUUUCGAUCCAUUUGGAUAUUUGCGACGGUUUGAAAAUGUUACAGAUAUAUGUAAAGAAUUUUUUGAAAUACGUAAGAAGAAAUACAUUGAGCGUAAAAGUUUUCAAGAAGGUCUAUUACGAGCACAGAGUGAGCGACUCUCAAAUCAAGCAAGAUUUAUUUUGACUAAAAUAAAAGGAGAAAUAUUGAUCGAGAACAAGCGAAAGGCUGCAAUUGUUGAACAAUUGAUAAAGAUGAACUUCAAGCCAGACCCCGUCAAGAAGUGGAAAGAGGAGAGGAAGAAGGAAGAGUUAAUGAUAUUGGGAGAAGUAGCACAAGAUGAAGACGACGAGAAACAAGAUGAAAAUGAAGAGGAUGCGCAGCAAAGUAAGGAGCUGGAUAGCAAAUUAAGUGAUUACGAUUAUUUGGUGGGUAUGGCAAUCCUAAAGCUUUCCGAAGAGGAAAAAGAUAAGUUGUUGAAGGAAAGUGAAACAAAACUUAACGAAUUAAAAUCGUUGGAAGAAAUGACAUGGGAGGAUUUAUGGAACAAUGAUUUGAAUUGUUUUCUUGCCGAACUCGAGAAACAGGAAGCAAAGGAACAGGCUGAUCUUGACAUACAGAUUAAAAAUGCAGUCAAAAAACUACAGUCUAAUGCUGGCGGCGUUAGCCGGAAAAAAGCCCCUAUUGGUUUAGUGAAGGAAGUGCUACCAGAUCCAUUUGCUGAGCGAGUGGUACCAAAAAUUGAUGCAGUGAAAGAAAAAUAUGAGCAGAAGAAAGCUUGUGAAGGUCGUAGUGAAAGACGCAAAAUGCUUGUGGUGAAAAAAUCAAAACGCGAAGGAAGUGAUGUGCGCAAAUUUUUUCAUGAAGGCGAAAAUGGUGAACAACCAAGUCAAUCAAAGGUGAAAGUUAAGCAAAGAAAGCUAAGUAAAGAAGAUGGUCAGUUAGAUGAAAAUGAUGUUAUUGAAGAGUUAUCCGUGUGCGAUAACAGUGAUGACAGUGUUAUCGCUUUACCAGACGAUAAAAAAAAAGAUACCAAUAAGAAAGAUGAUAUUGAAAAGGUACGACGUGUGCAGCGAAAAGUAGCUCCAGAAGAUAAAAAAAAUACCAGAAAGAAAGGUAAGCUAGAAAGGAUCGAGAAGAAAGCGAAGAAAGAACAGAGUUCUCCAGUGAUGCGUAUGGAGGAUUUCUUUGGAUCUAAAGUUGGAAAAAAGCAACAACAGCAACAAGACCAUUCUAGUGAAUUAAAUCCGAAAACUUCCGGUGAAGCAGGACCAUCAGGACAAAGAGAACUUCCUUUACGCCGAAGAGAUCGCAUAAAUUAUAAUGUUGAUGGUGAUGGUGGUAAUGAUGAUAGUGAGGAGGAAAAGAUGGAAGAUAACUGGCUUGUGGUUCCUAAGAAAAAACGUAAUAGGAAAGUGAUUGAAAGUGAUAGUGGUGAGGAUUAUGAAAUGAAGUUUAGUAGCGAUUAA
Cercopithifilaria johnstoni is the source of this 4629-nucleotide messenger RNA. NCBI's taxonomy places the organism in Eukaryota, Metazoa, Nematoda, Chromadorea, Rhabditida, Onchocercidae. The record is from the annotation of a GenBank genome assembly.